Panthera uncia (snow leopard) is the source of this 1875-nucleotide messenger RNA. RefSeq names its product T-box transcription factor 6 (gene TBX6). The coding region runs from base 186 to 1496 and encodes 436 amino acids. Gene Ontology annotation, biological process: vasculogenesis; regulation of transcription by RNA polymerase II; cell fate specification. The record is from RefSeq and is a predicted model, not a curated record. Lineage: Eukaryota; Metazoa; Chordata; Mammalia; Carnivora; Felidae. Gene Ontology annotation, cellular component: nucleus. The transcript has 8 exons. Gene Ontology annotation, molecular function: RNA polymerase II cis-regulatory region sequence-specific DNA binding; DNA-binding transcription factor activity, RNA polymerase II-specific.
CCGGCCCCCUCUUGGACCCCUUCCAGGCCCCAGGGGUCUCCACCCAGCCCAACUCCAGGGCCCCAAAUAGGGGAGGGGCUGUGAUCCUGGGUCUGGAAGGGGCUGAGCUGUGAGCUAUAAAGGGGGCAUCUCUCAGCACCCGGGGACUCUAGGCAGCGUGACCUGAGGCCAGACAGGACUACUCCAUGUACCAUCCACGAGAGUUGUACCCCUCCCUGGGGACAGGCUACCGCCUUGGGCCCCCCCAGCCGGGAGCAGAUUCCAGCUUCCCGCCUGCUCUGGCAGAGGGCUACCGCUACCCUGAUCUGGACACUCCCAAAUUGGAUUGCUUCCUCUCCGGGAUUGAGGCUGCUCCCUGCACCUUGGCCGCUCCCCCACCCCUGCCCCCGCUGCCCCCAGCCCUGGGCACUGAGCCGGCCCCCCCAGCCCCAGACGCCCUUCAUUCGCUCCCUGGAGUCAGCCUGAGCCUGGAGAACCGGGAGCUGUGGAAAGAGUUCAAUUCCGUGGGAACAGAGAUGAUCAUCACCAAAGCUGGGAGGCGCAUGUUCCCUGCUUGCCGAAUAUCAGUCACUGGGCUGGACCCCGAGGCCCGCUACCUGUUUCUCCUGGAUGUGGUUCCAGUGGAUGGGGCUCGCUACCGCUGGCAGGGCCGGCGCUGGGAGCCCAGUGGCAAGGCCGAGCCCCGCCUGCCUGACCGCGUCUACAUUCACCCUGACUCUCCUGCCACUGGUGCCCACUGGAUGCGGCAGCCCGUGUCUUUCCAUCGUGUCAAGCUCACCAACAGCACGCUGGACCCCCAUGGCCAUCUGAUCUUGCACUCCAUGCACAAGUACCAGCCCCGCAUACACCUGGUGCGGGCAGCCCAGCUUUGCAGCCAACACUGGGGGGGCGUCGCCUCCUUCCGCUUCCCCGAGACCACAUUCAUCUCUGUGACAGCCUAUCAGAACCCGCGGAUCACACAACUGAAGAUCGCAGCCAAUCCCUUUGCCAAGGGCUUCCGGGAGAAUGGCAGAAACUGUAAGAGGGAGCGAGAUGCCCGUGUGAAGAGGAAACUGAGGGGCCCAGAGCCAGUGGCCACAGAGGCCUAUGGGAGUGGAGAUGCACCAGGGGGCCCCUGUGAUUCCACACUGGGGGGGGACGUCCGUGAGUCAGAUCCCGAGCAGGUCCCAGCCCCCCGCGAAGCGGCCCAGGCCCCGGCUCCUCCGUGUGGCGGCUCCAGUGCCGAAGCCUACCUUCUGCACCCUGCCGCUUUCCACGGGGCUCCCAGUCACCUUCCAACCAGGAACCCCAGCUUCCCUGAGGCUGCGGACUCUGGGCGCCCGGCCCCCUACUCGGCCGCAUUCCUGGAGCUGCAGCCUGGGCCCGGGGGCUCAGGAUACCCAGCAGCUGCACCCCCAGCCCCCUUCGCCUCGCACUUCCUCCAGGGGGGGCCCUUCCCCCUUCCCUACCCCGGCCCUGGGGCUUACCUGGACGUGGGCUCCAAACCUAUGUACUGAGCUCUUGCUGGGCCCCUCUGCCUCCCUCCCUGUCCUCGGUCCCAGACCUCCGCUGCCCUUCCCCCAGGCCUGCAGCCCCAUCACUUCCACUGGCCCCAUCCCCCACACCAAAUGGCGGCCCGGGGGGGCCUCCCCCACCCCACUUCACACUUUGAUUUCACUCCCACCCACCCUGGCUUCAAAGCUCUGGCUAAGCUGCUGGGAGUCCAGCUGGGGCCAGCUUCCCCUUCCAGGCUCUCACCUCGGUGUGAAUGGAGGGAGGCUCUGCCUGGCCAAAUGGGGCCACUGCCCAGCACCCCCUCCUCCUGGGCCUCAGCCUUGGGCUCUGCAAGUUCUACCCCCUCGCCCCAGGACAACCCACACCAGUUUGUUCUCAGGA